Poecilia latipinna (sailfin molly) is the source of this 1947-nucleotide messenger RNA. RefSeq names its product calcium/calmodulin-dependent protein kinase type II subunit gamma-like. Gene Ontology annotation, molecular function: calmodulin binding; calcium/calmodulin-dependent protein kinase activity. The coding region runs from base 523 to 1269 and encodes 248 amino acids. The record is from RefSeq and is a predicted model, not a curated record. Gene Ontology annotation, biological process: protein phosphorylation. The transcript has 9 exons. Lineage: Eukaryota; Metazoa; Chordata; Actinopteri; Cyprinodontiformes; Poeciliidae.
UUUUUCGUCACGUUUAGACCCUAAACUUCUCAUACUCCCAUCCACAAGAUUUUCCGUUUCCCAGUUCUGCUUCGUUUUUCCCAGUUCUUAAUCCAAAGCUUUUAUUCUUUUACCUCAAGUCAGCUUCAGUCAACUUCCUUUCCGAGCAGUCUCCCAUCACUUCCAGCUCUCUCCUUCUCCUGCUGCCCUCCCUGUCUAUAUUUUUUUUUGCCCCCGAGGUUUUCUGUGUGUAGUUAAGUGGCACAAGCAUGGAGAGUUAGUGAGGCAGUAAAAAGGAUGAUCUAGAGGCCUUUCUGUGGCACUCACCCCUCUCAUUUAUCCUGUUAGCUCUCAACAGCCCUGGAGCUCGGAAAAGCAUUAGCCCCCUUUCCCGAAAAAGGCGUUUUAAUUCAAAUGCAUCUAUGUGUGUAUUUGUGUAGCUUUUGUGUUUCACUUUGAGUGUUUGCGUUCUCGUCCCAGCCUUCUACCAACAACAGUAAGAACAGUAUAGUGAGCGCCAUCAAUGCCCUGAAAGACACCAACAUGGCAGCCAACGCCCAGAUGGAAUCUCAGAGCACAGUGGUGCACAACCCUCCUGAUGGAGUCAAGGGAUCAACAGAGAGCAACGCCACAAACGAUGAGGAGGAAAUGAAAGGUAGGAAAGCGGACAGUUCGGCGCUGAGUCAGAGCAGCGCCACUGAGGAGAUGCCCCCUCUUCUGCCCUCACCUCAAAGCUCACCUGCCAUUCCACCGCAUGAUGUAAAGCGCAUGGCAUGGAACAGCACGGGCAACAGCUCCUGCCCCGACUCUGACCAAUCACAGUCCUCCAUCCCCUCUGCUCCACUAGGGGGCAGCACUGUCGCUACUAAAAGCAACACUAAGCUGACCCGUAAACAGGAGAUCAUCAAGAUAACGGAACAGCUGAUUGAAGCGAUCAACAAUGGAGAUUUUGAAGCCUACACGAGGAUUUGCGAUCCUGGACUCACCUCUUUUGAACCCGAAGCUUUGGGAAACCUGGUGGAAGGCAUGGACUUCCACAAGUUUUACUUUGAAAACUUGCUGAGUAAGAACAACAAGCCCGUGCACACCACCCUGCUGAACCCACACGUCCACCUCAUCGGCGAGGACGCCGCGUGCAUCGCCUACAUCCGGCUCACGCAGUUCGUGGACUCCACGGGCCGCCCUCGUUCCAGCCAAUCAGAGGAGACCCGGGUGUGGCACCGCCGUGACGGAAAGUGGCUCAACGUUCACUUCCACUGCUCAGGAGCACCGGCUGCACCACUGCAGUGAUCAGCGGUCCUGAGGCUCCGGUCCUCUGGAGCGAGUUUAUUGGGGGGCAGUUUUUUUCAGCGAGCGCGUUUUCAGAGGCACGUCCUCUGCGUGGAUUGGAUAGUGCCAGGAAGCCCGGCCGGGCCAGAACGCAUCCCUCUCCACGUCACCAACCAACCCCGACCCUCCUUUGACCUGCUGGGGGCCGGCUGAACACGAGAACCCCGCCUCCCCAACCCCGACCCCUCCAUGAGAUGAUGAUGCAUGCAUCUGGCGCCUGACUGGAGGGUGCAUCUUUGCCCUCUUGUCCCUCCCCUGGCAGCCAUCUUUUUUCUGCCUGCGCGAGAUGACAUGUCCUUGGGGAGGAGAGGAUAUACAGUUGAACUUGUGACAGUUUAUGAGUAUGAGUUAUGAAUAUACUGUGUAAAUUUAUGGCUAGAUGUACCAGAAACCACCAAAACCCAACCAAGCAUUUAUCUUUAUCUGGGGAAAACAAAAGGGAGGAGCGGAGGGGGAGUGCUUAGAUUUUGUACACAUUUAGGGAUUACCAGGUUGGAAGUGUUGUCCUCGCUACCUGGGUGUUGACAUGAAGGGAAAUCUUUCCUCAGCUGAAUUAAAGAGGGAAAGAAAAGAGAAAAAAAGAAAAAAAAGAAACAAUCAGGUUCGCUCUGAGAACUUGACGACGAGAGAAACUUGAUA